AUGGCAGACACAACCGCAAACGUCGCCGCCGAUGAUGGUGGCGACCCUCAGGUCACCUUCAAGGUCAAGACUUCAGGCGACCGGAACCACACAAUCACCAUGGCCGAAUCCGCCACCGUCCUGGACCUGAAGCAGAAGCUUGCCGGAGAAGACCUGGAGAACAUCCCCGUCGAGCACCAGCGUCUAAUAUACUCGGGCCGCGUCAUGAAGAACACAGACCUGCUGAGCGUCUACAAGAUCAAGGAUGGUAACACGGUCCACCUUGUCAAGAGCGCCGCGAGCAACCGUGCCUCGGCCGCCGCCGGAACUUCGUCCACAUCCGCCUCGGGAGCUCCGGCAACGCCUGCUGUCCCUACCAACAUGGCCGCCGGCACUUCUGCGAGCAAUCUUCUGGAGGGCCUCACGGGCGCUCGCUUUGCCGGCCUCGCCCCUCUUCCGAACCCCGAUAUCUUUGGACCAGAUGGUGGCAUGGCUCCGCCUCCUUCCGAGGAGCAACUCGCAGAUUUACUCUCCCAGCCCGGGAUGGCCGCAAGCAUGAACGAAGCGCUCUCGAACCCCGCAAUGAUUGACUACAUAAUCCAGUCCAACCCCAUGCUGCGCAACAUGCCCAACGCACGCGAGAUGGUACAAUCGCCUCAGUUCCGUCAGAUGAUGACUGACCCAGAGUCGAUAAGAAUGGCCGCGCGCCUGCGCAGGAUGAUGGGAGGCUCUCCCGGCGAGGCCAGCGCCUUCCCCGCCCCAGGCGCAACUGACAACACUGCCGAUAGCGCCCGGUCAACAAACCAGCCGGCCGAGGGCGGAUUCCCUCUGUUCGACCCGGCUAUGCUGGCCCGCAUGUCAGGUGGCGCGGGCGGGAACCCAUUCGCAGCACUCUUCGGUCCUCAAGCUACACAAUCACCAGGGAGCACCUCGGCCACAAACCCAGCAUCAGGCACUCAGGGUACCGGCGACACUGCUGGUGCUGGAGGCCCUACCCCCAAUAAUCCUUUUGGCAUGAACCCUGAGAUAUUACGGCAGAUAAUGGGGAUGGCAGGUGCUCCCGGAGCUGGCGGUCUUGGGGCCGGUGGUCUCGGCAACAUGUUCGGCAUGGGCGCACCGAGCCCGCCCGACAACAGGCCACCCGAGGAGCGAUAUGCGGAACAGCUUAGGCAGCUGAACGACAUGGGCUUCUAUGAUUUUGAUUCAAACGUUGCUGCGCUCAGGAGGUCAGGUGGAAGCGUCCAAGGGGCUAUCGAGCACCUCCUCAACUCCUCAUGA
Molecule: messenger RNA, 1257 nt
Organism: Pyricularia oryzae 70-15
Lineage: Eukaryota; Fungi; Ascomycota; Sordariomycetes; Magnaporthales; Pyriculariaceae
Product: deubiquitination-protection protein dph1
Exons: 2
Coding region: 1-1257 (418 amino acids)
Biological process (GO): ubiquitin-dependent protein catabolic process
Cellular component (GO): cytosol
Molecular function (GO): polyubiquitin modification-dependent protein binding
Source: RefSeq, a predicted model, not a curated record